AUGUCACAACACAGUCAGCAGAGAAUUUGUAGUGGGGAAAACCCCUUUGCUUGUAAGGUAUGUGGAAAAGUCUUCAGCCACAAAUCAAAUCUCACUGAGCAUGAACAUUUUCAUAAUAGAGAGAAACCUUUUGAAUGUAAUGAAUGUGGAAAAGCCUUCAGCCAAAAGCAAUAUGUUAUUAAACAUCAGAACACCCAUACUGGAGAGAAGCUUUUUGAAUGUAAUGAAUGUGGAAAAUCGUUCAGCCAGAAGGAAAACCUUCUUACCCAUCAGAAAAUUCACACUGGUGAGAAACCUUUUGAGUGUAAAGAUUGUGGGAAAGCUUUCAUUCAGAAGUCAAACCUCAUCCGACACCAGAGAACUCACACAGGAGAGAAGCCCUUUGUAUGUAAGGAAUGUGGGAAAACCUUCAGUGGCAAAUCAAACCUUACUGAGCAUGAGAAAAUUCAUAUUGGUGAGAAACCCUUUAAAUGCAGUGAAUGUGGAACAGCUUUUGGGCAAAAGAAGUAUCUCAUAAAGCACCAAAACAUUCACACUGGAGAAAAACCUUAUGAAUGUAAUGAAUGUGGAAAAGCCUUCUCUCAACGAACAUCACUUAUUGUACAUGUGAGAAUUCAUUCAGGUGAUAAGCCUUAUGAAUGCAAUGUAUGUGGGAAAGCUUUCUCUCAAAGUUCAUCUCUUACUGUGCAUGCAAGAAGCCAUACAGGUGAGAAGCCCUAUGGAUGUAAUGAAUGUGGGAAAGCUUUCUCUCAAUUCUCAACCCUUGCUCUGCAUUUGAGAAUUCACACAGGAAAGAAACCUUAUCAAUGCAGUGAGUGUGGGAAAGCUUUCAGCCAAAAAUCACACCACAUUAGACACCAGAAAAUUCAUACUCAUUAA
Messenger RNA from Pipistrellus nathusii (Nathusius's pipistrelle), 879 nucleotides. NCBI's taxonomy places the organism in Eukaryota, Metazoa, Chordata, Mammalia, Chiroptera, Vespertilionidae. The record is from the annotation of a GenBank genome assembly.